Molecule: messenger RNA, 2077 nt
Organism: Megalobrama amblycephala (Wuchang bream)
Lineage: Eukaryota; Metazoa; Chordata; Actinopteri; Cypriniformes; Xenocyprididae
Exons: 6
Coding region: 401-1207 (268 amino acids)
Biological process (GO): negative regulation of extrinsic apoptotic signaling pathway via death domain receptors; proteasome-mediated ubiquitin-dependent protein catabolic process; protein K48-linked ubiquitination
Cellular component (GO): plasma membrane; cytoplasm
Molecular function (GO): ubiquitin protein ligase activity
Source: RefSeq, a predicted model, not a curated record
UGAUUACACGUUCUGACGUCAUGCUUCUUUGCGUUAGUCGAGAGAACUGCAGAACGAUUUCACCUAUAUUUCUCUACAGAGCGUAUUCAUUAAUAUAGUAUUUUAUCGUCUAUGCGUUCCCGAUUAAACACAUAUAUUAUGGCUGUAAUAGGAAUUUGCAACGGAUAUUCUGGGAUGGGUUGUGCAGACCUUAUGUUAUAGCUUGCUCUGUGUGGACAUCACCGCCACCGUGGAAGAAAACGGCAGCUCAUGGCACCAGGCCUACACAAACUCGGGCACCAGCCCCCUUCCAGCACCACCCGAACACUUGUGCAAGGCCUGCGGAGGCCAGUAUGACGUUGCAAGAACGCAUGUCUGCGUGGAUUGCAAAAACAACUUCUGCAGCCGCUGCUCGGUGCAGAUGGAUCUCCGGCCGCGGAUGUGCCACACCUGUCAGCGGCUCCACUGCACCUUCUUUGAGCGGGCAGAGUUGAUGAGGCUGAAGGUGAAGGACCUCCGUGACUAUCUCCACCUGCACGAAACCCCCACGCAGAUGUGCCGAGAGAAGGAGGAGCUGGUGGAGCUGGUGCUGGCUCAACAGGCUCCCAGGGGCAGCGGCAGCGCCGAAUCCCAUUCACAGCCAUCUGCGCCUCUGCCUUCUCUUCCACUUGCAGAAUCUGAACCCCUCACAGAGGAGGAGGAUGAGGAUGAAGAGGAAGAGGAGGAGGAGGAGGAGGAGGAAGAAGAAGGAGAAGGAGAAGGAGAUGGAGAAGAGGGUGAGGAAGAUGAUGAAGAUGAUGAGGAAGAGUCCACAGACAGCGAGGAGACGCUGGUGCACAGCAGAAGAGCUUCCCUGUCUGACCUGAGCAGGGUAGAGGACAUCGAGGGCCUAAGUGUGCGGCAGCUGAAAGAGAUUCUGGCACGUAACUUUGUGAACUAUCAGGGCUGCUGUGAGAAAUGGGAGCUAAUGGAGAAAGUCACCCACCUCUUUAAUGAUCAGAAAGACCUUCACAACUUGGUGUCAAAUACAAAAACAGAAGCAGCUGAUCCUGCUGAGCCCAGCGGCCAGGAGGAGAACCUGUGUAAGAUCUGCAUGGACUCCCCCAUUGACUGCGUGCUGCUGGAGUGUGGCCACAUGGUCACGUGCAGCAAAUGCGGGAAACGUAUGAACGAGUGUCCCAUCUGCCGACAGUACGUGGUUCGGGCCGUGCACGUCUUCAGAUCGUGAAAUUCGGGUGCAAAGAGAAAGACUGCCCACUACAGGUUGUUGCUUUUUCACACAUGGAGCAACAUUUUGUCCAUGUUUUCUCAUAGUGUUCCAUUUUGCUGCUUUGUUUAUACGUUUACAUGAUUAAAUGCACUUAUUUGUUUUUUCAUUGCAACAGUGCUAUGUUGUGGCUUUGGAGUUGUGUUUACAUUUGUUGACUUCUGCACUUUUUAAUUAUUAGUCUUUUUCUUUAUAUCCAUCCUACAACAUUUGCAUCACUUUAAAUGUGUAAAUAAUAAGCAAACAAAAUUAAAGGUAAAAGAUGAUGAAUGUUCAUUAGAGGUUAAGAGCCUCAAGAAGUGUGUCUGCCAUCUGUGUAAACAACACUGUAUUUAAAUGGAUGAAAUAAGGUUGGAAAUUUCUGGGACUUUGAAUUUAAUUUGGAGCACGGAUUCUCAUGUUGGUUCUGUGUUUAAGUCUGUAUAGUAGUUCACCAUUACAGUUAAAUCACCACUAUAAUGUGACCACUUCAGGGGUCAUUCCACUCUUGGUUAAAUUUUCACACGGUACCAGUACUGGUACUCGUUUCUAGUGAGUAGGUGCUAUUUUCCAGGCUCUGUGCACUUCUAGAUCACAGACUGUCUCAUACUUUGGUCUUGACUCCAUAUCUUGGGCAGAACCAGUUUCUUCCAAACUGCCGAUAGACAUUCUUCUGGCUUGACAUUUUCUUCAGUACAUUCUUCUUCUUUUUUAUUCCACCGGUGGCUAGUUCUCCACCAUUACUAGAAAUACUAACAAGUCAGUGUUGGUCACAAGGUGCUCAUUACUGCCUACAUUUAUUGUUGUAUGAUAAAGUGUGUUAACCUAAUAAAACAUUUUCACAGAGCGAAA